Symbiodinium sp. CCMP2456 is the source of this 4224-nucleotide messenger RNA. The record is from the annotation of a GenBank genome assembly. NCBI's taxonomy places the organism in Eukaryota, Dinophyceae, Suessiales, Symbiodiniaceae.
AUGUGGAGCAAGGGGCAGCUGCUUCUUUUCGUUUGGCUGAUUCUGGUCUGCUGCCUCGCGAGCCGCGCUGCGAGAGCGUUUGAUUCGGAGUUUCUGGAGUCCAGCACAGAGGACGAGGCACUCAACUUGGCCAGCCGCAAAACCUGGGGCGACCUCUUCGGCGAAGUCCGCGAAGCUCUCUGGCAGCUGGACUUCGUCUGGUUCCUAGCGGUGGUGCUGAUCUCCGUUGCCAUUGUAUUGUACAAACCACCUGAGAUUGUGGGCGACACUGCUGACGAUGGAGUCGUCGAUAAGAAGUGGAAGCCGGUGGCGUGGCACAGCAGGCUCAUAGCGUCGCUGACUAGCCACGCAGCGGGCAUUGCCGGCUUCGUCGGCUUCCAGUGGAUUGUCGUCGCCAGGAUCGUGUCCACGAGCCGACCGCUCGAGAAUUUCUCCCCGUCCAAUGUCCUGCUCUACACCAGCAUCGCCAUUUCCGUCACCGCCAUCUUCUCGAGCAUCCUGUUCCUGGUGCAGGACUACUUGCGCCGCCUGGUCAUCGACAGCGCCCAGGGCCGGGGCUAUCGGCUCAGCCUCGAGUGUGGCCAACUCGAGCAGACAGGCCUCGGGGCUGCGCUGAUCGUGCUGACGGCCGUGCUCUUAUUCCUGUACAUGUGUGUCAUCUUUCUGGAGACCCAGGAGAACACGAAAUUCCACAACCGGGAGAAGCAGGAGAUCUUGUGGGUGGUCCUGGAGAAGGUGUACAGCUGCGGCACGGUCCUGCUGUACUUCAUCAACCUCCGUGGCUUGUGCAAGUCGCCCAAGGUGUUCUUCCACCAAGCUUGCCUUCGUGCCGAGCCGGAGAUCAAACUCAAGGAGUUCUUGGAGGAGUUCAGCAGCAGCCGCAGCGAAGGGCUCGUCCAACAGGUUCGCAACUUCCUCGCAUGGCUGGCGCAGCGCUUGGCAGGGGAGGACCUGAAGCUCUUCCUGCAGCUGGGCAGCCGUCGGGCCUUGUUCCCAAACCAACGCCUGGCGCCGAUUCUACAUGUCGUAGCGGGCCUUCUUCUUUUCGGUAUGCUGCCCGGCAUGUGCCAGUUCGCGACCGAACGGCUCUUCGUCGAUCCGAAGUUCGUAGAUGUGAGAGCGUAUUCGGCCACGAUCUUUCCGAGCUUCAACCCCAACCGCAGCAAUUACCUGCUGCUUUUGGACCGCGAUCCUCGCCUCCAGGUGAAGACCAAGUCUCGUCAUACUUCGAGCAUCAAGAUGUGCUGCUAUCCAUCCGACCAGCCCUGUGAGAGCCGCCGGUUGCAUCACUCCCUGAUACAGUUCGAUGAUGAUCCGAUCACCCUGAAAGUUCCUGCGAACGAGUCGUCAAGUUGCACGCUCACAGCGUCAGGUCUCAGCAGUCAUGCCUCAGCGGUCCUAAAACUCAAAGUGGAGUUCCAAGCAAAGUACCAGUUGUGCGAUUGUUCCACCAACAACGGUUGCGACUGCUGCGACGGCUACACUGGAGAGCUUGGAGAUGACUGGGAUCAGCUGAAUCUCUCCACUGCAUGUGAGCCUGCUCCUUGCAAUAUCAAUAACUCGAACAAGGCUAAGGGCUGGGAUUGCGCCUGUUUGCCACAAUAUGUCGGCAGCAUUUCCUGGAAGGGCUCCACCCCAAAAGGGACAUGUUCCGUGGCUCCGUGCGAAGUUGAGAAUUCCAACAGGCAGGCAGGCCCGCAGUGCAAAUGCAUGGAUGGAUAUCGUGGCCAAGUCACUUGGAGCAACAGCUCGGCGGAAGGGCAAUGCCUGCCAGCUGCGUGUGAGGAUCGAGUUCCGAAUUCCACGGGGCGUGGUCUGGACUGCAAGUGUCAAUCCGGUUUUGCAGGCCAGAUCCGCUGGAAUGGAUCUCGUCCGAGAGGCUCCUGUGAUCCCGUCCCGUGCAAGAUUCUGAACUCCAACCGGAGAGCUGGCCCUGGCUGUGCAUGCUUAGAUGCCUUCAUCGGAAGCAUCUUCUGGACUGGCGCCCACGCGGAAGGAACCUGCGAGCCAGCGUCCUGCGAAGACAUUCUGCACUCCACCGGGCGAGGCGCUGAGUGCAGGUGCCAAAACGGCUUCGCAGGAAAUAUUACUUGGAAGCGGGGAAAGGCAGCAGGCUCCUGUGAGCCCGCCCCAUGCCACGUCAAGAACUCGAACCGAAAGCCCGGCCGCGACUGUUCUUGCUCGGAUGCUUUUGUGGGAAACAUCUCCUGGACUGGCCCGCAUGCGGAAGGAGCCUGCAAGCCAAAGCCACUACCUUGCAAAGACAGCAUUCCGCACUCUUAUGGGGAAUCCCCCGAGUGCCUCUGCCAGGACGGCUUUAAAGGAGUCACUCCAGUUGUCACUGGAGUACGGAUGUUGAAACACUGUAGGCCGGCACCGUGCGACGUUGCGGGGUCGAACAAGCUCCAAGGGCUUGCUUGCGCUUGUGGAAGAGGCCAUUUUGGCCACGUCCGGUGGGAGGGCGAUAAUGCCGAGGGUGCAUGCCGGCCCCUUGGAUGCAAAGGGAGACACGCUACAGGAUUCGGGGAUGAGUGCCGAUGCAAGGAUGGCUACGUUGGCACAGUUCGAAGAUCGAAGAAUGUCAACUUCAGCAUAGCUCACUGCAAGCCCGCACCGUGCGACGUUGAGGGGUCCAAUUUCCGACCAGGAUGGAAUUGCUCUUGUGCAGAUGGAUUUAGCGGGUCGGUGAGAUGGAACAAGGACGAGUCCCGUGGCCGGUGUAAACCAACGCCCUGCACGAUACAGAACUCCAACCUGGAGCCUGGACCAAAAUGUCGGUGCAAACCUGGGUUUGAGGGCAAUAUAACUUGGAAUGGCCCGUCUGUCUCCGGGCACUGCGAGCCAGUACCUUGCGGCGUUCGAAACUCCAAUUUCGGGCUAGGUCCAGCGUGUCGUUGUGCAAAUGGUUUUUUUGGUCUCAUCACGUGGAGUGGCGCCGUCGCUUCCGGAACAUGCGUGCCUGCACCUCUCUGUUCCAGCAGCAUUGCAUUCGUCACGCACCUCAAGGCAGAUCUGGACCCCAGCAGUACAAGCAGCACUUCCUGCAAAGCAGGGCAGGCAGUACUGGCUCGAGGCCAUUCAGAUAUUGAAUUCGGGCGUCAGGCUAUCACUUGGACCCUGGCGGAGCCUAUACCACAGAAUUCUUGCCACAUGCCCAGCUCUGCCGUCCAGAUGCUGGAAAACACUUGGUCAUUUCCGGUUGGGUGUUCCACGACACCAGCCCGACCUCGAUGCUCCUCAGACAUCGUGUACCCGAUCACCGUCGUCAAUGACUCACGGCACUCUUGUUCGAAUUGCAGCUUGGAUGGGUAUGCUCUGGCGGAGUUCCGGGGUCGGCGUUGUGGGUACGACCUCAUCCAGUGGGACUUCUUUACUGUUUCACCUGGCUCGUCCGCGUCUUGCGACUGCUUCUUGCACCUUGAGUGUGGUCAACCACCUACUGACGAACUUCCACGAUCUUGUAGCCACUUCUCUGAGCCUGCGGUUUUGGAGUUCAUGGAGGACACGGUCACGUGGAUGUACAUGCUUUUUGACAACGGCGUGGCAUCUUUAUCCAGCCUAGACUCGGGCCUAGACUGGGGUGGCAACGCUGAGUGGCAGGCAAAGGACGCUGCUGCUACUGCUACUAGCUCACCAUCUGACGCUUGGUACUUUGAUGGCGAGUGCCUUUCGGUGCGCAGAGCUCCUCCAUUUAGCGACUGGAUAAUCCGGCUCGUGAUAAACGACGGCUCCGUUUUCAAUUCUACCAAAGAUGGAUUGGUGAGAGUUGCUGGGGUGCCUCCGCCGUGGUGGUCAUAUAACUUCCAGAAGGACGCCACGUUGCCCGGUAGCUUCAAUGCAGACAAGUUGCUGGGGCACAAGGUCGUGUUUAGCUCCCUCGGUGUCUGCUACAGCGCAGAGUUGGGGAAGGAGUUCUUGACAGUCCCUGCACAGGGAGAUUGUGCUUCCCAGGUCUUCGCCUCACAUGCGGGCACCAGGUACAUGUACCUGUCUUCAGCCUUCGGGAUCCAAACCUACCGUUCCGAGCGCAGCUGUUUCCCUCUCGCAGCCUUCGAAGAGCUGCAGCUGGAGGUGGUGGAUGUUACAACAGCAAAGGGAGACGACAACUUCACGGUUUCCAUCUCUCCAUGCCGAACCUAUGUCCGCUUCGUCGUGGAUGCCGAGCCCCGGCAGUCGCAUUGCCGAAGCAUUGGCAAGGAUGACCCAUGGCUCGUUCCGACAUGA